ACACCGCACUGAGCGGACAUGGCGGCGUCCUGACUGUUUUCUCCGCACUGAGGGAAGCUCAUCGCGGAGACUCGGCUCCACAGGCUCGGGGAGAAAGAGCAGAGACGUUCACGCACUUUGGAGGGUGGGGGAAAAGGGGACGGAGACGAGCCGCAGCUGAAACGGACCGCUCAGGCCUUGCCAGAAGAUGAAUGUCCUCAAAGACAACAAAGACUUGGCCUGUUUCUACACAACCAAACACUCCUGGAGGGGGAAGUACAAGCGAGUUUUCUCUGUCGGAACCCACGGCAUCACCACAUACAACCCUACCACGUUAGAAGUUACAAACCAGUGGCCUUAUGGGGAUAUCUGUGGCAUCGCUCCGGUGGGAAAAGGCCAGGGCACGGAGUUCAACCUCACCUUCCGGAAGGGCAGCGGGAAGAAGUCCGAAACGCUCAAGUUUUCCACCGAGCAUCGCACAGAGCUGCUGACGGAGGCACUGCGAUUCAGAACAGACUUUUCCGAGGGGAAGAUAACUGGAAGGCGUUACAAUUGCUACAAGCAUCACUGGAGUGACACGCGGAAGACGGUGGGUUUGGAGGUGACACCGGGGGGCAUCGACCAGAUCGACCCUCACACCAACCGGGUCAUCUGUUCCUAUGACUACCGCUCCAUUGAGGGCUUCGCUGAGGUGUCCGACUACCAGGGGGGCUUCUGCAUCCUCUAUGGGGGCUUCAGUAGACUGCACCUCUUUGCGUCGGAACAUCGUGAUGAAAUCAUCCGCAGUGCGAUUGAACAUGCUGGGAACUUCAUUGGGAUUAUGCUGCGGUUACGGAAGGAUCCUCUGACCUUCGAGGGCUUCGUCAGUGAGAGGCUGGGCAAGUACGGCUCGGACGAGAGCAUCACCUCACUCGCCGAGUUCGUCGUGCAAAAGAUCUCGCCACGGCACGCGGAGCCUGUGAAGAGGAUCCUGGCCCUCACGGAGACGUGUUUGGUGGAGAGAGACCCGGCCUCGUACAACAUCGUCACCAUCAAACCCUUUGGAGAGGUGUUUGCUCUGAUCUGUGAUGCGGAGAACCCUCAGGUAUUCACUGUCGAGUUCAUCAGGGGACAGAUACGAAAGUACUGCUCCACAGAGAGGGACUCUUUGUUGGCGAGUCUGCUGGAUGGCGUGAGGGCGUCUGGUAACAGGGAUGUGUGUGUGAAGAUGGCCCCCACCCAAAGAGGGCAGCGCUGGGGGCUUCUUAGCAUGCCUGUAGAUGAAGAGGUGGAGAGCCUACACCUCAGGUUCCUCGCUGCUCCGCCUAAUGGAAACUUUGCCGACGCAGUGUUCAGGUUCAAUGCUAACAUCUCCUACAGUGGCGUUCUGCACGCUGUCACUCAAGACGGUCUUUUUUCAGAGAACAAAGAGAAACUGAUCAACAACGCCAUCUUGGCCUUACUGUCCCAGGAUGCAGAGCUGGCAGGGCCCAACGCUGAGCUUGAGGCCCAGUUCCAGGCCAUUCGGCGCCUGGUCGCCUCCAAAGCCGGGUUCCAGGCCUUCACUCAGCUCCCCAAGUUCAGAGAGAAGCUGGGUGUGAAGACUGUAAAAGCGCUGAAGAGGAACAAUAACGGAAUAACACAUGCUGCUAUAGACAUGCUCUGUGCCCUGAUGUGUCCGAUGCACGAUGACUACGACCUGAGGCAGGAGCAGCUGAACAAGGCAUCGCUGCUCUCCUCCAAGAAGUUCCUGGAGAACCUUCUAGAAAAGUUCAUCAGUAAUGUGGAGCACGGCACAGGUGCUUUAGUCAUCAGUGCACUUCUGGACUUCUUGACCUUUGCCCUCUGCGCGCCCUACAGUGAAACAACUGAAGGUCAGCAGUUCGACAUGCUGCUGGAGAUGGUGGCCUCCAACGGAAGAACCCUCUUCAAACUCUUUCAGCAUCCCUCCAUGGCUAUAGUGAAGGGGGCCGGGCUGGUUAUGAAGGCCAUUAUUGAGGAGGGUGAUAAGGAAAUAGCCACCAAGAUGCAGGAUCUGGCGUUGAGUGAAGGUGCCUUACCUCGACAUCUCCACACUUCAAUGUUCACAGUCAGCGCUGACCAGAGGAUGCUCACCAACAGACAGCUGAGUCGGCACCUGGUGGGUUUGUGGACCGCGGAGAACCCCGUCGCCAUGAACCUGCUGAAGAGAAUCCUGCCGACUGGUCUCCUGGCGUAUCUGGACAGUUCUGACCCUGUACCGGAGAAAGACGUGGACAGGAUGCACAUCCGCGACAACCUAAAGAUCGCCUCAGACCAGUUCGGGCGGACGAAGGUGCCGGAAUGGCAGCGGAUAGCAGGGAAGGCCGCAAAGGAGGUGGAGAAGUUUGCCAAAGAGAAGGCCGACCUGGUGCUCAUGCACUGGAGAGACAAGAUGGGCAUCGCGCAGAAGGAGCAGGACAGGAAUAACCUGAACCCAAACCAAAAACCGGUUAUCCUGAGGAAGAGAAGACAGCGGAUUAAGAUUGAGGCCAACUGGGAGCUCUUCUACUACAAAUUUCAGCUGGAUCAUGCACGUUCUAAUCUGAUCUGGAACCUCAAGACUCGUGAGGAGCUGCGAGAUGCUCUGGAGGGAGAAAUGCGCUCGUUCAGCGUGGACCGAGAGCUGGGCAGCGCAAAUGUCAUCUCCUGGAAUCACCAGGAGUUUGAGGUGAAGUACGAGUGCCUUUCUGAUGAGAUUAGGAUCGGGGAUUAUUACCUCCGUCUGCUGCUGGAGGAGGAUGAGAAUGAGGAGUCUGGAGCCAUAAAGAGAUCGUAUGAGUUCUUUAAUGAACUGUACCACCGUUUCCUACUAACACCCAAGGUUGCCAUGAAGUGUCUGUGCCUUCAGGCUCUGACGAUAGUCUAUGGGAAGUGCUGCGAGGAGAUCGGCCCGUUCGCUGAUACCAAAUACAUUGUGGGCAUGUUGGACAGGUGUACAGACAGGCUGGAGAGAGACAGGCUCAUCCUCUUCCUCAACAAGCUCAUUCUAAACAAGAAAAAUGUGAAGGAUAUAAUGGACUCAAACGGUGUGCGUAUUCUAGUGGACCUGCUUACAUUAGCCCACCUUCACACCAGCAGAGCUACUGUUCCCCUGCAGAGUAACGUUUUGGAAGCAGCUCCGGACAUGAAGAGAGAGAGUGAGAAAGAGUGGUACUUUGGCAAUGCUGAUAAGGAGAGGAGAGGACCUUUCAGUUUUGAGGAGAUGCAGGAGUUCUGGAGCUCCGGGACGCUGACCGCAAAGACGCGGUGCUGGGCCCAGGGCAUGGACGGCUGGCGCCCCCUGCAGGCCAUCCCGCAGUUGAAGUGGUGCCUUCUGGCCAGCGGGCAGGCCGUGAUGAAUGAGACAGACCUGGCCACGCUCAUCUUAAACAUGCUGAUCACUAUGUGUUCCUACUUCCCCAGCAGGGACCAGGACAAUGCCAUCAUCAGACCUUUACCCAAAGUGAAGAGGCUAAUCAGUGAUAACACCUCUUUACCCCAUAUUGUUCAGCUGCUGCUGACGUUUGACCCCAUCCUGGUGGAGAAAGUGGCCAACCUGUUGUACCUGGUGAUGCAGGACAACCCCAACCUGCAGCGUCUCUACCUCACUGGAGUUUUCUUCUUCAUCAUGAUGUACACAGGCUCCAAUGUUCUCCCAGUGGCAAGGUUCCUGAAGUACACUCACCUAAAGCAGGCCUUCAAAUCAGAGGAGGCUAAAGGUCAGGACAUUGUGCAGAGGAGUGUGCUGGGGCCGGUGCUGCCGGAGGCGAUGGUGUGUUACUUGGAGAACUACGAAGCCGAGCGCUUCUCUGAAAUCUUUCUGGGCGAGUUUGACACUCCUGAGGCCAUCUGGAGCAGCGAGAUGAGGCGCAUGAUGAUAGAGAAGAUAGCCGCUCACCUGGCAGACUUUACUCCUCGGCUGCAGAGUAACACUCGCGCUCUGUAUCAGUACUGCCCCAUUCCUGUGGUCAGCUUCCCUCAACUCGACAGCGAGCUCUUCUGCAACAUCUACUAUCUCCGCCACCUCUGUGACUCCAACCGCUUCCCCGACUGGCCCAUACGGGACCCUGUGAAGCUGUUGAAAGACACUCUGGAAGCCUGGAAGAGGGAGGUGGAGAAGAAACCUCCAUCCAUGUCUGUUGAUGACGCCUAUGAGGUGCUGAAUCUGCCCAUCGGACAGGGCCAGCACGAGGAGAGUAAAAUUAGGAAAGCGUAUUUCAGACUGGCUCAGAAAUACCAUCCAGACAAAAACCCAGAGGGCAGGGACAUGUUUGAAAAGGUAAACAAGGCGUACGAGUUCCUGUGCACUAAAUCUGCACGCAUUGUGGACGGGCCGGACCCUGAAAACAUCAUCCUCAUCCUCAAAACCCAGAGCAUCCUCUUCAACCGACACAGACAAGAACUGGAGCCGUAUAAGUAUGCCGGCUACCCGAUGCUGAUUAAGACCAUCACCAUGGAGACGGGCGAUGAGCAGCUCUUCUCCAAGACGUCUCCUCUGUUGCCAGCGGCGUCUGAGCUGGCCUUCCACACGGUCAACUGCUCCGCCCUCAAUGCAGAGGAGCUGCGGCGGGAGAACGGCAUCGAGGUGCUCCUGGAGGCGCUUUCCCGCUGCGUAGCCGUCCUCACGGCCUCCAGCAAACCAGAGGACAUGGCGGUACAGGUGUGCGGGCACAUCUGUAGAUGCUACAGCGUAGCCGCUCAGUUCGAGGAGUGCAGAGAGAAAAUCAUUGAGCUUCCAAACAUCAUCAGAGAUGUUUGUCACAUACUCUACUAUGGCAAGGCUCUUCCGCGUCUGGCCGCGCUGACCGUGCAGUGUGUGAGCUCCUUCGCCGUCGAUUUCUUCCUGCAGACGCACCUCUACCACGCCGGGGUGCUCUGGCACCUGCUGGUCAACCUCUUCAACUACGACUACACACUGGAGGAGAGCGGCGUGCAGACCAGCCAGGAGACCAACCAGCAGGAGGUGGCCAACAGCCUAGCCAAGCUCAGCCUGGUGGCGCUGGGCCGCCUCGGGGGCUACAGCUGCCCGGCCAGCAGCCCGGAAGGAGAGUCUGAAGCCGAGACGAACGGGGGAGAGAAAGUGGGACCCCCUCCAGAGAACCCCACCAUCAGGAAGAGCCUGGCAGCCAUGCUGACCCCUUACAUCUCACGCAAAUUGGGUACCAACUCACCAGCCGAGGUGUUGAAGUUGUUGAACAGCAACUCGGAGAACCCGUAUCUGAUCUGGAACAACGGAACCAGGGCCGAGCUGCUGGAGUUUCUGGAGGGGCAGCAAGAAAGUAAUAUCAAGAGGGGUGAAUGCGACAAGAGCUUCGGUGCAGAGUUUGUGUUUAGUGAACACGGCAAAGAGCUGAUUGUGGGAGAGAUUUUUGUGCGUGUUUACAACGAGCAGCCUGCCUUUCCUCUGGAGUAUCCAAAAGCCUUUGCGGCGAGUCUCCUGGACUAUGUGGGCUCUCAGGCUCAGUAUCUGCACACACUGCUGGCGAUGACCCAGACUAAUAAAGUGGAGUCUCAGCAGCACGCUCAGAGACUGCGCUGGGCCGAGAUGGCGCUGGAGGCGCUGCGCAACGUCAUCAAGAACAACCCAGGAUCUGAGACGGAGUGCAUUGGCCACUUCAAGCUGCUGUUUUCUCUGCUGAGAGUCCACGGAGCCGGGAAGGUCCAGCAGCUCGCCCUGGAGGUUGUGAACACGGUCACGUCUAACCAGGAGUGCGUCAGUAACAUCGCGGAGUCGCUGGUUCUGGCCAAUCUGCUGGUGCUGCUGCACUCCCUACCGUCCAGCAGACAGCUUGUUCUGGAGACUCUGUAUGCACUGACCUCCAACACCAAGAUUGUCAAAGAAGCAAUGGCCAAAGGUGCGCUGAUCUACCUGUUGGAUUUGUUCUGUAACUCCACCCACCCUCAGGUGCGCUCCCAGACUGCUGAGCUCUUCUCCAAGAUGACCUCAGACAAGCUGGUCGGCCCCAAGGUGCGUUUGACUCUGGUGCGUUUCCUGCCGGGUGUCUUCAUGGAUGCCAUGCGUGACAACGCAGAAGCAGCCGUGCACAUCUUCGAGGGGACGCAUGAAAACCCAGAGCUGAUCUGGAACGACGCCUCGCGAGAGACCGUCUCCACCACCGUCAGAGAGAUGAUGCUUGAUCACUUCAGGCAGCAGAAGGAUAAUCCUGAUGUAAACUGGAAGCUGCCUGAAGAUUUCACAGUAGCGUACGCAGCAGGGCAGGGUGAGCUGGAGGUUGGAGGCGUGUUCCUGCGGAUCUUCAUCGCUCAGCCUGGCUGGGUGCUUCGCAAACCUCGCGAGUUCCUCGUCUCCCUGCUCGAGACCCUCACUGAACUGCUGGAGAAGAACAACCCCAAUGGGGAGGCGUUGGAGACGGUCACCACGGCGGCCGUGUGUUUGUUCAGCACUCAGACUCAGCUGGCUGACCAGGUUCCUCCUCUGGGUCACCUGCCCCGCGUCCUGGCGGCUCUCAACCACAAGAACAACGCUGUGCCCAAAAGUUCCAUCAGACUCAUCCAUGUCCUCUCAGACAAUGAGUUAUGUGUGCGCUCCAUGGCGGCGCUGGAGACCAUUGGGCCAUUGAUGAGUGGGAUGAAGGUCAGGGCUGAUAUGGCUGGGCUGGCCUGUGAGGCCCUCAACCGCAUGUUCCAGAAAGAGCAGACCGAGCUGGUCGCACAGGCUCUCAGGGUGGAGCUGGUGCCGUACUUGUUGAAGCUUUUAGAGGGAGUGGGGCUGGAGACUCUGGAGAACCCGUCAGCAACCAAAGCUCAGAUCGUCAAAGCUCUAAAAUCCAUGACUCGCAGCCUCCAGUAUGGAGAACAGGUGAAUGAAAUCCUGUCUCGUUCCACUGUGUGGAGUGCCUUCAAAGAUCAGAAACACGAUCUCUUCAUCUCAGAGUCGCAGACUGCAGGCUAUCUAACAGGUGUGUCUACUCCUUCUCUCCUGGCUGCCAGUAGUCCGUUGCGGGGCGGACUUUAGGGGGCGCCAAACGGGGACCCUCCCCGUCCUCUUUUACUUUAACGCAGGUCCGGGAGUAGCAGGUUAUCUAACGGCAGGCACGAGUUCUACGGUUAUGCCCAGCGUCCCUCCACCCGUAGACAACGACAUCGGAGACCAGGGCUGAUACACAGACUGACGGACACCAAGCACUACGAACAAGCUCGGCCGCCCAGACCGCACCACUUCCCCCAGAGCAGCGGCCUUCUUAUCCUCACGAGAGACGGAGGGACACGAAGAAAAAGAUGGAUAGAGAGAGAGAGAGAGAGUGAGGGAGGGAGAUAGAGGUGGGGGAAGAGGGGAGGACAUUCUGCCCCUUUCUGCCCCUCCAAUGUCUGCGGUGUUCCCUCACAGCGCUCGGUCUCCAGCGAAUCCCUUUCUUUCCGCUCUCUGUUUUAAAUCAGCACUUCUUUCUCUUCUUCCUAAUCUGUCGAAUUAUGUUGUUUAUUUGUGUUUUUCUCCCAGGAGACAAAGUUUACUUUUGUAUGAAUAUUUUUUAGGAUUUUUUUGUGCGGAGAAGAUAAAAAAUUUAAUAAAAAGAGAGAACCGGUAAGGCUGCAGAGAUGAAUCUCACUUUAUUAUGUUCCUUUUCUCCUUCAUUCCUUUUCUAAUCCCGCCUGCGUCUCUCCAGAACAGAAACGCGUUCUAGCUUCCUCGUCUUAACCAAAUUUCGGACUGUGUGGAGUUUACACGACCGCAGCUCCGCCAGCGUGAUUCCUCACUCUGUCUGUCCUCCUUUUCUACUCCUGUACCUUAAAUGAAUGUUUGAUUGUUAACGUUGAAGAGAAGGUUGAGACGUAAAAACACAGAGCUGUGAUGGUGUCGGUGUGUCCUGACGGAUCUGUCUUCAAGUCCUUGAUGUCUUUGUGUCCUCCAGAUGUCUUUCUGUAAACCCCAGAUCACUCCUGUCGCUGUCGCUGUCACCGUCGCUCUCUGUCUCUACCAACAAAGUCCUUGUUUUGUUUUUUUCUCUUUCUUUUCGCCCCCAGAAUGCAAAAAGCACUAGACUAUUUAUGCCGAGUAAUGAUCUUCACCACCUGAAAAAAAGGACCUGGGAGAAAUGAUACUGACUCUGAUUAUGAAUCUGUUUGAAAGACUAGUGCAAUUGUGAAACUGUCUAUAAUACGCCGUAUAUAAACUUUCUAUAUUGAAUGUACAUUAAACAAAAAUAAAUCAGUCACACUUGUACAUAAAAUUUUAAGAAUAAAAGGGAAUCCACAGUG
Colossoma macropomum (tambaqui) is the source of this 8175-nucleotide messenger RNA. RefSeq names its product dnaJ homolog subfamily C member 13. Bases 188 to 6934 code for a protein of 2248 amino acids. The record is from RefSeq and is a predicted model, not a curated record. NCBI's taxonomy places the organism in Eukaryota, Metazoa, Chordata, Actinopteri, Characiformes, Serrasalmidae. The transcript is spliced from 57 exons. Gene Ontology annotation, biological process: receptor-mediated endocytosis; regulation of early endosome to late endosome transport; endosome organization. Gene Ontology annotation, cellular component: endosome membrane.